AAUAAACAAACCAGUAUGGAGGCUGUUGACGUAGAGGAAGAUCUGGUCCUAGCGAGCGUAUUCAAAGAUUAUUUGCAAGAUUCCUACCAAGACAACUCAGAGUUUUUGGUUUACUUGUCUGAACUGAGUUCUUAUGGCAUUGCCAAAUUAAAUUCAGAACCACAGAGAUUAGCCGAAGAGAAAGCUCAAAUACUCGAAGAGACCAGAAGUUUAGCUUUCCAUAACUACAAAACGUUCAUACAAACUGCAGAAUGCUGCAAAGAAAUAUUUCAAGAUUUCCAGAUCAUAGAGAAGCAUGUUGGGUCGAUGCUGCAGAGGCUGCCUGGCCUCCUGACAUCCUGUGCAACCUUCUUAAAGCAGGCACAGGACAUCAAUUCAAGUCGCAAGAUGAACAACCUCACGCUGACCAAGUACUCACAGCUGCUCGAGUUCCUCGAACUUCCACAACUUGUCGACACGUGUGUGAGAAAUGAAUACUACGAAGAAACCUUAGAACUGGCUGAAUAUGUUAAGAGGCUCGAAAAGAAGCAUUCCAACAUUCCUAUUGUACAGAAAAUAGUGGAAGAGGUGAAGCUGAACAUGCAGCAGAUGUUGAAGCAGCUGUUGCAGCAGCUGCGGUCCAACAUUCAACUGCCCGCCUGCCUCCGGAUUCUCGGAUACCUCAGGAGGAUGAACAUAUUCACUGAGACACAACUGAGGAUCAAGUUUCUACAGACCAGAGACUCCUGGCUUCAAAGUGUUCUAAAUGCCAUUCCUAAAGAUGAUGCCUACCAUCACAUCAGCAAAACCAUCGAAGCAAGCAGGGUGCACCUGUUCGACAUCAUCACGCAGUACAGAGCAAUAUUUCCUGACGAUGAUGCACUCUACUCAUCGUCAUCAUUUCUAAAGGAGCAUCAUCAUAAUCAUCCUCUGCAGAACGUGGUUGGCAGACAAGUCAAUGAUACCUUCCUAUUCCACAGCUGGGUCCUGCAGAAGAUAUCCAACUUCUUAUUCGUGUUGGAGAAUGAUUUGAAGAGAGGUGGCUGUGGAGGCAGUGGUGGUGGUAGUAGUGGUAGUUUAGUGAAUCGAUUGGAUUCCUUGUUGGCGCAGUGCAUGUACUUUGGUCUGUCGUUCAGUCGGGUGGGCAUCGACUUCCGAGGGCUGGUGGUGCCGGUUUUUGAGAAGGCCUCCUUCCGACUAUUUGAGGAUGCAGUCAAGGCUGCUAACAAUGGAUUGCACACCUUCAUUCAAUCAUACUCCUUGCUGGGAAGUCAGCCAUCCUCAACAACGAGUACCUUUCACCAAAUGCCCUCCUCGUUCACGGGCGGCACUUCACUGAGCCUCCAUCUACCACCUCGUCUGCUGCAACACCCGCCACUUGCCACCUUCACCAACGACAUCCUGGCUGCCUUCAAUGAUUUGAGACUCUGUGCCCCCUACACCUUGCUGUGUCCUGUUACUGACCGUCUCAACGGAGCUAUGGUCAGAGCCGUUCAAGACCUCCUGGCCUUCCACAAGAUGGACGAGACGACGUUCACGAAGCAAGAAAUGGAUCGAUUUGUUGAUAUGUGCUGCUGUUUCGUCGAUGAUCUUCUGCCGCACAUCAACAGAUGCCUGCAACAUUUGUUUCCACCAGCUCAAAUCCAGGCCUUGCUAGGAAUCAAUCUGGCUGAUAAUCUUGCUGUUGAGGCUGGGUUGGGUGAGUUGGAUGCUGAUAAGAUCGCAGAACCGUUGAAGAACUUUUUGCCUCAGCCUCAAAUUAUUCUACCGACCGUGCUUCCAUCUCCAGAUGAUGCAUCAACUACAAUUACAAAUGCAUCAUCGACAAUAUCAACAUCAACAGUAACAACACCCGCAAUCACAUCAACUAUCACUACAUCAAUAUCGACAACAUUAACGAACACUACACCGGCAUCAACAACACCAGGACCAUUUGACACAUCAACCACUCCAAGCGUAGACAUUCUGUUGGCACCACAAUCAACAUUAACACAAACAACUCCUGCAAAUGCCAUUGUAGUAGCAACAACAGCUUCUUCAUCAAUAGCAGCUUCCUCAAUAACAGCUUCUUCAUCAAUAGUGGCUGUAACAGCAACUGCAGAUCCCGCAACCAAUUCAACAGCCUCCACGACAAAAAGUGAUAAAUUAACGUUGGCUGAUAAAAGAGGAAUUGUUGACAGGACGUUCAGGGCUUGCACUGAAAAUAAUGAAAACAUCAGCAACAACCAUGACGACAACUACGACGGUCAGAAUGAGACAAGUAGUGUAAGGAAUGAAGAUGAUGUAAUGCUGUUGGAAGGCCUUGUCAGCACUAAACAGUGUGAUGAUAAUAAUUAUAAUAAUAAAAAUGAUAAUAUUAAUAAUAAUAAUAAUAAUAAUGAAAAAAAGGAUGACGUUCAUCUUGCAGUUAGAGCUGAUGACGUAGAUGUUGGAGUUGACGUUAACGGCAAAAAAAGCACAGACGCGAGUGAUGUUGAAAAUUAUUAGCUUGAAUUAUUUUUCAUUUUAGGAAUUUUCUAUUGGGUACAUUUCAAUUGUUUAUAUUCUUGGGCUUUAUUAUAAAUUUUAUUUUUAACACGAUGUAAAAAUUUAUUUAUUAAAAAAUCUAAAAA
Molecule: messenger RNA, 2591 nt
Organism: Helobdella robusta
Lineage: Eukaryota; Metazoa; Annelida; Clitellata; Rhynchobdellida; Glossiphoniidae
Exons: 14
Coding region: 16-2466 (816 amino acids)
Biological process (GO): intra-Golgi vesicle-mediated transport
Cellular component (GO): COG complex
Source: RefSeq, a predicted model, not a curated record